Aaosphaeria arxii CBS 175.79 is the source of this 1880-nucleotide messenger RNA. Its product is annotated as L-lactate dehydrogenase. The transcript has a single exon. The record is from RefSeq and is a predicted model, not a curated record. The coding region runs from base 189 to 1523 and encodes 444 amino acids. Lineage: Eukaryota; Fungi; Ascomycota; Dothideomycetes; Pleosporales. Gene Ontology annotation, molecular function: oxidoreductase activity; FMN binding.
AAAUUACCGACUUGGUUUCAAUGUACAGGUAGAACUUGAAGGGGUCAAUGAAUGUUGGCAAGGGAUCACAGAGUCAGCAAGCAUUGGUCAUUUCGGGAGCCGAGGUACAGAGCGCGUUACAUAUCAUUCCACUCCAUCAUCUCCGGCGACAACUCUCUAGACUUUGACCAUCAACAUCUCCAACGAAAAUGGCAAAAUACACAAACUCAAAGACCGCGCAAAGCAUGCUUGAGCCGGAUCCGGACGCGUUUGUGGAAUACCAGCGCGACAUCUACCGAGGCCUCCGCGCCCCAAAGUUCUCCACCAAGCCAGCACAAUGGGAAGCUCAAGCACGGCAAACCAUCCCAGAGCAGAACUUCUUGUACAUCCAAGGAUCGGCGAGUAGCGAGUCUACAUAUGCAGCCAACAUCUCUGCCUUUGAACGAUAUCGGCUGCGACCAUGGAUGCUAGUCCAGGCUACGAAGCGAGACAUGUCCGUGGAGCUAUUCGGUAAACGAUACAAGAGUCCCCUUCUCGUUGCCCCUAUUGGAGUCCAAGAGAUUGCGCAUGCCGACGGAGAGGAAGCUACAGCACGUGCAUGUGCAGCCGCGAAAGUGCCCAUGAUUCUAUCGACAGCCGCGACACGUUCCAUGGAGCAAGUCGCAAAAGCUAACGGGGAUGGUGAUCGGUGGUACCAGUUGUAUUGGCCCAAACCACAGACUGAAGAGUUCACCGUAAGCCUCUUGAAUCGUGCUAAGGCGAAUGGAUUCAAAGUUCUAGUCGUUACUCUAGAUACGUUCAUGAUUGGAUGGCGGCCAGCUGACCUUGAUACCUCCUACUUGCCUUUCAUUUAUGGCCAAGGCUGCCAAAUGGGCUUCUCAGAUCCUGUCUUUAAUAGGAUGUACGACCAGCUCAAGGCAGAGGACAACAGAAAGCUCACAGAGAAGAUCGGUGAAAUUUGGUCGAUACUAAAGCGGCCGGGUUCUAUUAGCGGCACGGCUAAGGUACUUGCGAACGCGACCACAAUGAAGAAAGCUAUGUUCUUUACCAGUAUUCUAUCGUCCGGCACGUAUAGAGAUUGGGAGGAUCUUCAGAUCCUUCGGAAGCACUGGGAGGGCCCGAUCGUAUUGAAAGGCAUUCAAACGGUUGAAGAUGCCCAUCGUGCUAUAGAGUAUGGGAUCGAAGGUAUCGUCGUCUCGAACCAUGGAGGCCGACAAUUGGAUGGAGCGAUCGGCUCACUGGAUGCUUUGGCAGAGAUUGGAGCAGACGAAAAAGUGAAAGCAUCGGGGCUUACCCUGCUUUUUGACAGCGGAAUUCGGACUGGGUCAGAUGUGUUGAAGGCAAUUGCAUUGGGUGCAAAGGCUGUCCUUGUGGGACGCCCUUACAUUUACGGGCUGGCGAUGGGUGGUGAAAGUGGUGUAAAGCAUGUGCUUGAUUGCAUUCUUGCUGACACGGACAACUCUCUGGCAAACCUGGGGAAGAAGAGCCUGACUGAGCUCAACCGGGAUGACUUGCGAUAUGUUCAACAGCCAUCGAAACUGUAAUUUAUGGUUGAAUCUACCAUGCCCAGAUCGAAUUGUAACCGCGGGCGUUUGGUCUUUAUUUUACUGUCACAAAGUACAAUAUAAUGUGCUAUACUAUUUCAAGCUCUUCUCACAUGGAAAUUGUAUUAUUCGAGACUCUUCUUGAUUGUCUCCUCUAAGGGAUCCGGCGUUUUCCCUACUUGUCUUAAGAUAUCCUCUAGAGUCGAAUCCUUGAUAUCGCAUUCGCCGUCGGGAAGAGCGUCAUAAGUCGCGCUCCACCAUUCAACAGAAGCUUUCUCCAACUGCCUCUCCUCGACAUAAUAUCUCUGAUACUCUUCCUUACUAACAACCUUCAACUUUACAUCCUUAUUCCUGAUU